AUGACUUACCAAACAGAGGAGAUAAGGAUAGCAAGUGGAAUUUUCCAAGGCGACAGCUUCAGUCCCUUAUGGUUCUGCGCAGCCCUGAACCCCCUUAGUAGUAUGAUCAACAGAUCUUCAUACGGAUAUGCUAUAGACAGUAAUAACAUACUAACACACUUGUUCUAUGUGGAUGACUUGAAGCUCUUCGCCAGGGGCCGAAAACAGUUGGAAGGGGAACUAGAGCUGGUAAGGAAUUUCAGUGACGACAUCGGAAUGACAUUGGGUUUAGGAAAAUGUGCGGUAGUGGAAGUCAGGAGAGGAAAACUGGUACAGCAGGGGAGUAUACGGCUAGGAGACGGGCGGUCAAUAGAUAGCUUGAGAAUUGAGGACAGCUAUAGAUACUUAGGAGUUCAACAAACCUAUGAAAUACGUCAACAAGACAACAAACAACUUGCAGAAGAAGAACUCAUCAGAAGGGUGCGAAGGAUUCUCGGAACGCAGCUGUCUGCAAAAAACAUAAUGACAGCAAUAAAUAUAUGGGCCAUACCAUCAUUUACUUAUACGGCUGGCGUCCUGUCUUGGUCAAAAACGGACCUAGAAAGAAUAGAUAGGAAAAUUCGCACAACACUUACGAAGUAUGGUACCCUCCAUCCCAAUUCAGCUAUAGAAAGAAUAUACUUACCCCGUAAAGAAGGUGGAAGAGGUCUUAGAAGUCUGGAGGAAGCCUGUCUGAAAGAAGAGAAAAGCAUAAGAGAAUACUUUGUCAGGAGCAACCGCCCACUACAUAAAUGGGUCAAUACGUACCACCACGCACCCAACAGAGCUGGGGCAGCAAUCCCGGAAGAACCUGAAAGAGAAAAUCAGUUGGAAAGCAUGAAACAGAGUUGGAAAUCUAAAUCACUACACGGUAGAUUCUAUGCAAGUAUGCAGCAAGAGGAAGUAGACGUUACAAAGUCGAACACUUACCUUACUCAAGGAUAUUUGUAUCCUCAAACGGAGGGUACAUUGUUGGCCAUACAGGACCAGGUAGUGCCAACAAGAUCGUAUAUUAAGCACAUAAUGAAGCAGCAGAUCGAGUCAACUAAAUGCCGGUUGUGCAAUAGCUAUGAAGAGACAAUACAACACCUCUCAUCUGGAUGCUCACAAAUAGCCGGAACAAAAUACCUCUCUCGGCAUAAUGAUAUGGGAAAGGUGGUUCACCAGCAGAUGUGUCUUCGAGAAGGACUGCUCCGGCACUUUACUCCGUACCACCUAUAUACCCCACAAGCGUUGUUAGAGAAUGAAAACACCAAGAUCUACUGGGAUUUAACUGUGGUGACCGAUUUAGGGAUAGAGCACAACCGACCGGACAUGGUCGUGUGGAAUAAGGUGAACAAGACCGCACUUAUCAUCGACUUUGCUGUGCCCCUAGAUAAUAACCUAUCGAAAGCGUAUGGAGAAAAGGUAGCAAAGUACGAGGCGCUUGCACGACAGAUGAAGGACCUGUGGAAGUUGAAAUCCGUCAAGAUAAUGUCUUUAAUUAUAAGCGCCAACGGACUAGUACAUCGAAGGACUGCCGCACAUGUUGAGGAACUGAACUUGCCUCAAAACACAAUAACGUGGAUGCAGAAGGCCGUUGUCCUUGGCUUCUUGGAGUCCGGGCAACUUUGUUACCCCACGAAAGUGUGA
Messenger RNA from Coccinella septempunctata (seven-spotted ladybird), 1650 nucleotides. RefSeq lists its product as uncharacterized. The record is from RefSeq and is a predicted model, not a curated record. The coding region runs from base 1 to 1650 and encodes 549 amino acids. NCBI's taxonomy places the organism in Eukaryota, Metazoa, Arthropoda, Insecta, Coleoptera, Coccinellidae. The transcript has 2 exons.